GUCCAGCAAGUGCUGCCGUAGCGGGUAACAUCACGGUUAUCCGGCCAGAACCGCUGCCAAAGACAACGACUAGACUUGCCAACGUUCAUCAAUGCACGCUGCAAGUGCGCUCCACCGGACGGCGCGCGGAUCUGAAUUGCCGGCGCCAACUCUAAUU
Caenorhabditis elegans is the source of this 157-nucleotide messenger RNA. The record is from the annotation of a RefSeq genome assembly. NCBI's taxonomy places the organism in Eukaryota, Metazoa, Nematoda, Chromadorea, Rhabditida, Rhabditidae.